Molecule: messenger RNA, 1688 nt
Organism: Zootermopsis nevadensis
Lineage: Eukaryota; Metazoa; Arthropoda; Insecta; Blattodea; Termopsidae
Gene: Mpi
Product: mannose phosphate isomerase
Biological process (GO): carbohydrate metabolic process; GDP-mannose biosynthetic process
Cellular component (GO): cytosol
Molecular function (GO): mannose-6-phosphate isomerase activity; zinc ion binding
Source: RefSeq, a predicted model, not a curated record
UUAUUACUUCGCAGAACCCAGCCACGCCAUGGUCAUGAUUCUGACAAUCUUAUUAUUUAGUAUGAUGGUGGAAGAAGACACAAAUAAUAACAUAUUCUUGUGUAAUUUUUGUAGUAAUACUCUAGGUUACCGUAAAUUAGUGUCUUAACUCUGUAAUUUAUAUAUGUAUUAUAAACCAGUACUAUAUAUGUGCUAUGAAAUUUUUCUGCAUCCUGGCUGCGGCCUAUGAAGUAUCUAUAGCACAGCAAGGAGUAAACUGUUAACACGUUAUGUGCACACCGCAUUGUAGGCGGCGUAAAUUAAUGGCAGAACCAAAAUGUAAGAGAAGGGAGAGAUUGCUGUCAUGGAGCUCAGAUGCGCCAUACAGAAAUAUGCAUGGGGAAAACGUGGGCGGAAUAGUGAAGUGGCUCUGCUGAACUGUGGUGGAGAUCCAGACUUCAUGAUUGAUGAUGCCAUGCCAUAUGCAGAACUGUGGAUGGGAACUCAUCCAAAUGGACCCUCAAUUUUGAAAAAUUCCAGCCAGAAACUUGAUGACUGGAUAAAAGCCCAUCCUGAAAGUCUUGGAGCCAAAGUCACAAAGAAAUUUGGAGCGCAGCUUCCAUUUCUGUUCAAAGUACUGUCCAUCAGUCAAGCAUUAUCAAUUCAGGCUCACCCAGACAAGAUACUUGCUGAGAAACUUCAUUGUGAGCAUCCAGAUAUUUACAAGGAUCCAAACCACAAGCCAGAACUUGCCAUUGCACUUACUCCUUUUGAAGCUUUGUGUGGCUUCAGACCUACUGAAGAAAUAAAGAAGUUUUUAAAAGUGGUGCCAGAACUGAGAACAGCUGUUGGACAGGAAGUGGUUAGUAAGCUGCUUACGAGUGAUGAAGCUGGAAUACAUCAUGCCCUAAAGAACUGCUUUCACUCCCUGAUGACAUGCCCCAGAGAAACAAUAAAGACCCAGCUACAAAUACUAUUGAGAAGACUGGCAUCCCUAGAUGAGAGUUCUCUGGCUGACCACGAUGCUACACUCCUGAAGCUGCAUCAGACUUACCCAGGAGAUGUUGGUUGUUUCAGUGUUUACUUCCUGAAUCUUCUUACUCUGCAACCUGGUGAAGCUUUGUACCUUGGCCCUAAUGAGCCACAUGCGUAUUUGUAUGGAGACUGUAUAGAGUGCAUGGCGUGCUCCGACAAUGUUGUUCGUGCAGGCCUCACGCCAAAAUAUAAAGAUGUGGACACACUGUGCAUUAUGCUCACAUACAGUUGUGAGCCUUCAAAUGAAAAACGUUUCCAAGGCAUCCAAGAAGACAUGUACACACUGAGAUUUUGCCCACCAGUUCCAGACUUUUCUGUGGCUAAAAUUAAUGUACCUUCUGGCAUUACAGAAUAUGCCCUCAUUCCACGGGACAGUGCUUCUAUUCUCAUUGUGAUCAGUGGACAAGCAACUGCUGGUGACAUUGUGUUAGAACGUGGGACCGUCAUUUUCCUUCCAUCAAACCAAGUGCUUGAUAUACAAUGUGGUGACAGAGCAGAAGCAUUACUUAUGUUCCAAGCAAUGUGUAAUGUAUAGUAUGACAGGUGCAUGAUUAUAUAAACAAAAUGCUAUUUUAUUUCUAUAUUUUCAUAUCUCUCACUUUGCAUUGAAAAUGCAUUUUGAAAAACAAUGUAAGCAUGCUGAAUAUAAUAAAAAAGUGGGUUCUACUGAUGUA